CCCUUGGAGAAGAGUGAUCCUCCUGCAGAGAUGAUGAAUGGCCAAGGGAGAGUCAGUCCUGGAAGUGCAGCCCCAGCAGAAGAGAGAGACUGCUCCUGGCUGAACAUCUGGGUCUUCCUGAUUUUUGCCCUUGCAAUCAAAGCUGCCAUUGGGAUCUUGUGCCUCUUGUUUAUGCUGCACCUGGCGGUUCCCUUCUGCCGCAGCAGUGACCAGCCCUCAGCCCUGCAGCAGCAGUUCUUGGAGUGGGAGUGCGACUCAGCGGUGCCACAAGGCACAGACCGAGGCUGGAUGUGCUGCCCAAAGGGCUGGAGAAGGUUUCAAGGAAGCUGCUAUUUCCUGUCCACUGACACGAUGUCAUGGGCUGAGAGUGCACAGAACUGCACUGGGAUGGGCUCCCAGCUGGUGGUGAUCACCAGCAAGGCAGAGCAGGAAUUCCUCUCUGAGCAGAUAAGGCAAUCUAAAGAACCGAAACUAGACAAUUUAUACAUUGGACUGUUUGCAGAGAAGUUGGGCCAGUGGCACUGGGUGGACAAGACUCCAUACAAUGUGACAGCAGCGUUCUGGCCAAAAGGAGAACCAAGUGAAGGCUAUGAUGAGAAUUGCGUUAUAAUCUACAGGGAUACUGAACUACCCAACAACUGGAAUAGUGUCAGAUGUUUGAAGUAUCAUCGAAUUUGUGAAGCUGCAGCAGUAAUUGUGUGAUGGAAGUACCUCUGACCUGAGUAAA
Camarhynchus parvulus is the source of this 727-nucleotide messenger RNA. Its product is annotated as C-type lectin domain family 4 member E-like. The transcript has 6 exons. The record is from RefSeq and is a predicted model, not a curated record. The coding region runs from base 31 to 702 and encodes 223 amino acids. Lineage: Eukaryota; Metazoa; Chordata; Aves; Passeriformes; Thraupidae.